UUUUAUUGUUUUGUUUUGUUUUGUUUUGUUGGCUUUGUGUAAACCCUACAUAUAUAUAUGUACGUCGUGUCACCAUCUGCUACAGCGUUUAGUUUCCAUAUUCGUCUUCCUUCACAUUUUCACGAUUCAGUUUAUCCAUCGUAUCGAGCUCAUCUCGAAGUAGCGAAAGGAUGCAAGCUUGUUGUGGAGGUACUUCAAUGGGGUCUCUUCAGCAACCUGUAAGGGUUCAAGGACCUGUCUUUGCCCCAGUAAUCUCCCCUGUUACCAAAUUCUCUCAGCAACUGAAGCUCAGUUUCCCUAGACCUUGCCCUUCUUUGUUUCUGAGAAAAAGCUUGGUCUUUGAAAGGAGAGCCUCUUCAGUCUCUGUACCUGAUGUGGAGACUACCAGCAACGAGAUCCCAUUCGAGGACUAUGGUCGUCGUGAAGUGGAUCCAGAGGUCGAUGAGAUUAUCACCAAGGAGAAAAACAGACAGUUCAGGAGCUUGGAGCUUAUUGCAUCCGAGAAUUUCACUUCUCGAGCUGUUAUGGAGACGGUUGGAUCAUGCCUUACCAACAAGUAUUCCGAGGGCCUUCCUGGUAAAAGGUAUUAUGGUGGCAAUGAGUUCAUCGAUCAGUUGGAAACGCUUUGCCAGAACCGUGCUUUAGCAACCUUCCGCUUAGAUUCCACCAAAUGGGGGGUUAAUGUUCAGCCCUUGUCUGGUUCACCUGCAAACUUUGCUGUCUACACCGCCAUUCUUAAGCCUCAUGAUCGGAUCAUGGGUUUGGAUUUACCUCAUGGUGGACAUCUAUCACAUGGCUUCAUGACUGCCAAAAGACGUGUUUCUGGAACUUCAAUAUACUUUGAGUCCAUGCCUUAUCGACUUGAUGAAUCAACAGGCAUUGUGGACUAUGAUAUGCUCGAGAAAACUGCUCUACUCUUCCGACCAAAGCUUAUCAUUGCAGGAGCUAGUGCGUACAGCCGAGAUUUCGACUAUCCUCGCAUGAGAAAGAUUGCAGACUCAGUUGGUGCUUUCCUGAUGAUGGAUAUGGCUCACAUCAGUGGGCUUGUGGCUGCUUCUGUGCUAGCUGAUCCUUUUGAGUAUUGUGAUAUUGUUACAACAACCACUCACAAGUCUUUGAGAGGUCCGAGAGGUGGCAUGAUCUUCUUCAAGAAGGAUCCAGUUAAUGGGGUUGAACUUGAAUCUGCCAUUAACAAUGCUGUCUUCCCUGGUUUGCAGGGUGGCCCUCAUAACCACACAAUUGGAGGAUUAGCAGUCUGCUUGAAACAUGCACAGUCGCCAGAGUUCAAGGCUUACCAGAAAAGAGUUGUGGCUAAUUGUAGGUCUCUAGCUAACCGAUUGGUUGAACUCGGGUUUAAGCUGGUUUCUGGUGGCAGCGAUAAUCACUUGGUGCUCGUUGAUCUUAGACCAUUGGGCAUGGAUGGUGCAAGGGUUGAGAAAAUCUUAGACAUGGCAUCUAUUACACUCAACAAGAACUCUGUCCCUGGGGACAAAAGUGCGUUGGUUCCAGGGGGAAUAAGGAUAGGAACACCUGCAAUGACGACAAGAGGAUUGUCAGAGAAGGACUUUGUGGUGGUUGCUGACUUGAUCAAGGAAGGAGUGGAGAUAACGAUGGAAGCAAAGAAGCUAGUUUCGGGAACAAAGCUUGGAGAAUUCACCAAGUUGGUGACAUCUCCUGAGUUCCCAUUGAGAGAGAGAGUGGAGAGCCUCAAGGAUAGAGUCGAAUCCUUCACCUCCCGUUUCCCCAUUCCUGGAGUUUGAAAUGAUUGAAAACAAAACACAGUCGGCGUCUUGUUGUACCUUUUAUUACCUAUCAUUAACCUUUAUCUUCUAGGGUUUAAUUAGCUCCUUUAGCUUGCCUGUGUCCCAAGUUUCCUUUUUUUCUUCAAAAAUUUAAACUUAUUAGAGUAAAUUUUGCGUUUGAAUCUUGUGGAUAUCCUCCUUCGGUUACACUAUGGGAGGUUUGUACUCUCCACCACUAUAUGAGAUUUCAUUUCCCAAGA
Raphanus sativus (radish) is the source of this 2002-nucleotide messenger RNA. RefSeq names its product serine hydroxymethyltransferase 3, chloroplastic. Gene Ontology annotation, cellular component: cytoplasm. The transcript is spliced from 11 exons. NCBI's taxonomy places the organism in Eukaryota, Viridiplantae, Streptophyta, Magnoliopsida, Brassicales, Brassicaceae. The coding region runs from base 171 to 1760 and encodes 529 amino acids. The record is from RefSeq and is a predicted model, not a curated record. Gene Ontology annotation, molecular function: zinc ion binding; cobalt ion binding; pyridoxal phosphate binding. Gene Ontology annotation, biological process: L-serine catabolic process; folic acid metabolic process; tetrahydrofolate interconversion.